AUGGGCGUGGACCUCACCUAUUACAUAGAGGAGGGACGAAGUCCUGGCACUUACAUCGGUGACAUCCCGGCUGACAUGCACCUCCUAGAGAGCAUGUCACUGGAAAAUCGUCGCCUGAUCACGUUCAGCCAACUGCUGAGUGACGGCCCUAAGUUAUUCCGCGUUUCCAAAAAGACAGGGAAACUGUACACUGCGCAGAUGUUGGACGCCGAACACCUGUGUAGCUACAACAAAGAGUGUUUUAAGAUCAUUAAGAUAGCUGUCCGACAGGCGCAUAUCUUCAUGAAGAUUGUCAAGAUCAAAGUGGUGCUUAAAGAUGUCAACGACCAUCAGCCAGAAUUCCCUGUCAAGCAGAUCAACAUUGAAUUUGAGGAAAACGACGGGAAAGGGACCAGGGUAUCGAUCCCUAACUCAAUCGAUCGGGACGUAGGAAGUCUUAAUUCUCAGAUAACGUACCAACUGAAAAAGAACAAAGACGAGCCGUUUACAUUGGCCGUUUCUAAAACCGUGCACGGAAUGGCUGAGCUGAGCAUUAUACUCGGAGACUCCCUCGAUCGAGAAGUGAAAGAUUCUUACGAUAUACAGGUAAUUGCUAAAGACGGUGGCUCGCCGCCCAAACAAAGCAUAUUAGACGUCCAUAUCUCAGUCACAGACGUGAACGAUAACACACCUGUAUUUACGCAGAACGUCUACAACGUGUCCAUCAGCUAUGAGCACGACGUUUCGAUACCUGUGGCAGUUUUGUCGGCAAGGGAUUUAGAUUCGGGACCAAACGGUAAGAUUUCUUACCAUUUCAGUUCCAAGACUUCUGAUCGCACCAGGAACCGUUUUCGAAUUGAGAAAGCAACCGGAAAGGUUUUUUUGCAAAAACCGUUCACAUCGCAACAAAAGCAAAUAUACGAACUCUAUGUGAAAGCCUCGGAUGGUGCCAGCCCUCCUGCAAGUUCGAUAGCGCAGCUUCUGGUGAAUGUGAUAAGCGAGCAGAAUAAUGCACCGACAAUAGACGUUAACUUUGUGUCCGCUUCGAUGGAUAACACGGCUGCUAUUUCUGAAAAUGUGGCAGUCGGCAGUUUUAUCGCGUAUGUGAUGGUCACUGAUCCGGAUUUUGGACCAAAUGGAGAAGUCAGCUGCAGACUCCACCACGAUAAAUUCCAACUGCAAAGUCUUGGUAAGAAUGAGUGGAAAGUGACUGUGAAAAAACCGCUGGACAGGGAAACCGAGGAUCACCAUGAUGUCAUCAUCCAUUGCCAGGACAAAGGAACCCCGGCCCUACACAGUGAAAGCAAGUUCUCUAUCAAAGUCAUGGAUGUCAACGACGUACAGCCACAGUUCUCGAAAGAGACGUUCAAAUUCUGGAUCAAUGAAAAUCUCAAGUCUAAAUCUCCUGUUGGGGUGAUCAAUGCCACAGACCCGGAUCUAGGCCCCGGGGGUUUUGGUGAAGGACAACGGCGUUCCUCCUUAAAUCGAACCGUGAACGUUAUCGUGGAAGUGCGGGAUGAAAACGACAACGCUCCUUAUUUCACUUUUCCCAACGUCAACCCUUUCACCAUGGCGGUUGUGUACUACCCGCACAACACGAGGAACAUUACCGUGCUAAGGGCGCUGGACCGGGACAGCCGGCAGAAUGCGUUUCUUAAGUACGAAAUAACAGCGGGAAAUGACAAACAGUUGUUCAUAUUAAAUCAUUACACCGGCCUCCUGUCAUUUUCCCGCGAGAUGAACCAGCAUGACGCUGGUUCCUAUUAUCUUCAGUUCAUUGUCAAGGACAGCGGCAAUCCGAUCUUAUCGGCCACAACCAACCUCUCAUUAGUCCUUACAGUAAGCAACAAAAGUUCAGAAACACUCACUGCUGUCCACGUGCAGUCCAAGGAGACAAUCCACAUGUACUUAUUAAUCGUGAUUGUGCUCGUGGCGGUCACCCUGUCCGUGCCAAUCACGGCCACCAUCUCCAUCUGCUUCAUCCGGCAUCGCAAUAAGAGACAGAUACCCUUAAGAAACCGGGAGAACACGUUGUGCAAAUGCUCUAACGAGCCGACUCACUACAUGUGUUCCCCGCCUUUGGUCACUUACUGGCCAGAUGUCCCUCCUCCACCAAUAACGGGAGCGCCUGGCAUUGACCGAGACGCCCUCCAGCCAAGGUCAAGACGAGGAAUCUACCCAGGAGAUGAGUUGGAUAACAAACUCAAUUGCACGGCUUCUGGAAAUAUGCUGCAAACGUCCCCCGAAGGAAUAUAUCAGGUAGGUGUCUCCUUGACUCCUUACAAUUGUAAGGAAUUUUCUCCACUCAUUUGGAUUGUGAAACCGUUUAUCUGUGUCAUAACAUCUUUUGUUUGGGUUAUAAAGCAGCCUAAUAGGGCCUACAUGAACAAAUUAAAGUGA
Acanthosepion pharaonis is the source of this 2379-nucleotide messenger RNA. The record is from the annotation of a GenBank genome assembly. NCBI's taxonomy places the organism in Eukaryota, Metazoa, Mollusca, Cephalopoda, Sepiida, Sepiidae.